AUGGUUAAAACUCGUUCCUCAAUUUCUCCUUCGCAUUCUGUAAAGGUAGCUGCUGAUAAGAAGAAAAUGGAAAAUGUCUCCGAUGAUGGAGAUCGUGAUGAUUCUGAUCGUUCUGGUGGUUCUGGUGGAUCAUCGGAUGGUAGCCGUGGCUCGGCAUUGCAAAAGAGAAAAAGAGUUGUUGAUAAAGUGAAGAAUGAAGAUGUUCGAAAUGUGAAAAAGAUGAAGCAAGUUGCUGAAGAUUUGCCUGAGGAUUAUGAUAGUGAAGACUUGGAGGUUGAAGUUCGUAAUGAUUUGAAGUGGAAAGAAUGGGAUUUAUAUUUCAAGCCUGGUGAAAAGAUUCAGGGAAAAGUGAUGUUAUUCCCUAAUCAGGAUAACAUUGUUGUCAAAAAUAUUAAUUCCAAGUUGACUAAAGAUCAACGUAAGUUGUUUCGUGAUACUUGUUUUGGUUAUUUUUUGGAUAGCCAUCCUGUUGGUUUUCAGUCUCAAUUAGUUCAUAAUGCCUUACAUAGGGAGACAGUGACUGUUAGUGCUGUUGAGCAUAGGUUUAUGUAUAGUGAUUUCAAGUCAGAUGAGUAUGCUGUGAAGAUGGUUGUUUUGUACCUUGUUACUAAUUGUUUGAUUAGUAGUGUUUACUCAAAAAAAGUUCCUGUUGAGAUUUUGAACAUAAUUGGGGUUGAUGAGUAUGGUAGUUUUCCAUGGGGUAUACCAGUGUUUGAAUUAACUUUGCACAAUUUAAAGAUUGGUCUGAGGGGUGUUAUGAAGGGAAAAGGUGUUGCUAAGCCUCUUGCUAAGGUUAAAGGGAAACAUUUGGAAAAGGGUCCUCGAUCUUAUAAACUUCCUGGUUUACCUUUUGCAUUUUUGGUUUGGUUGUAUGAAACCAUUCCUUUGUGCUUGAAGGCAAAGUUUUGUUCCUAUGAUUCUGGUAAACCAUAUAGGUUUUGUAGAUGGAAGAGUAUUGGAAAUCCUAAUUCAAGUGAAGUUGAGAAGAAAGUUCUAUCUUCAAAUAAGCUGAAAGGAAAACAUAUUGUGCCUACUGAAAAUGAAAUAAAAGGUUUAUUGGUGCUUACUGGAAUGGAGUUUAUUGGCCGAGAAGAGUCAGAUGAUGACUUUGAUGAUGUUCCAUUCUCAAAGUUUAAUGUUGAUAGAGUUGGAUCUUCUGGUGUACAGAAGGAGUUUACUGGUGGGUUUGAUGUCGAUGGUGUGAUGCGUAAGAUGAAGGAGUUUAUUUCUAGGCAAAAGAAGACUGAUGAGUCUAUUGAAGUAUUGAAUAAUGUGUUGGAGGGUAGAUUCAAGGAGUUGCAGUUAAGUCUUCAGUCGUAUAUUGACUCAAAGAUCAGUGAAGGCUUGGUUUUUUUUAUGGAAUUGAAGUUUAAUGAGUUGAAGGAAGCUAUUGAAAAUGCAAAAAUUUCUAAAGAUGGAAAUGAUAGUCCUGAUGAGAGCGAUGGCAAGAAUGAUGAUUUAAAUGAUGUUGAAGUUUUUGAUGUGAAAAGUCAAGAUGCAAUUGAAACUGUUGGACUCGAUGAGAAUAUUCAAUAUACUCAGGUUUUUAAUGAUGAUGCUCCUUCAUUUGAUAUUAUGAGUUUUAUUUCUAGUAAACCUGAUUGGUUUACUGAAGAAAAAAAGAAUACUGAUAAAUUGAAUGAUGAAGAACAUGUUGUUGAUGAUCAUGGCCUAUUUAAGGAUGUUGUUAAAAAAUCUAAGGAGGAUGAAGAUGAUGGUGGUGAUGACCAGGGUUUGGGGGGUGGUGAUGCUGUUAAAGCUAUUGGGUCAGAUGGGACAAAUAAAGACAAUGUUGAGGGAAAGAAUACUGAAGAAGCAAAAGAUGUUGCAGAUGGGAGUAAUAAAGAUAAUGUUGAGGGCAGAGCAGUUGAUGUAGAUGCAAGUGUAAAUGAUGUUGAAGGUGUUUGUAGUAAGGGAAAGUUGUUUGAUAGUCAAGGCCCUGAGGAUAGUAUCACUGUGUCUGCUUUGGAGAUUAUAAAUGAAAAGAUUGAUGCCUAUGAGGGAAGCAUUAAAAAGGAUAAGUCUUUAAAUAAAUUAGAGGCAACAAAUGCUGAUGUUUUAUCUACCUAUGGGUUGGACAAGACUGAUGUUGUUGGUGUUGAGAAGAAGCAUGGUUCUCAAGAAAGCUUUUUUGUAUCUAACAUGGAGGUUGUUAAUGAUCAUUUGGUUUCCUAUGAAGACAGUUUGAAAAAGGGAAAGUCUAUAAAAUUGGAGGAAGAAACUCCUACAGUUGGAAAUAGAGAGAGGAAACCUAGUUCUGUAUACAACAGUCCGUAUGCCUCAGAAUUUGGUUCAGGUAGUAUUGUGGUUUAA
Messenger RNA from Cannabis sativa, 2313 nucleotides. RefSeq lists its product as uncharacterized. The transcript is spliced from 12 exons. Lineage: Eukaryota; Viridiplantae; Streptophyta; Magnoliopsida; Rosales; Cannabaceae. The record is from RefSeq and is a predicted model, not a curated record. Bases 1 to 2313 code for a protein of 770 amino acids.